GCGCACUCGCAGCUCCAUGCUCGGUAUAUAAAGGAGGACAACGGCGGGUGAAGGACGGCUGGGAAGGCAGAGUCCGUGUUUGUAAAUAAGACCGUUAAAAUCUGUGUUUUAUUUACAAAAGUUAUGCCGGCUAUUUUUAAGUGUCGUGCCCAGUUGUUUUAGAUCGUUUUUUAAUUUAUUUUUUUGCUGUUAUUCCUCGCUUGAUUUGUGUGGUUUUACACUACGCGUAAUGGCGAGCUCGGCUAACUCGAAUCAAGUGCCUAAACUGUACAGGUCUGUGAUUGAAGAUGUUAUCAACGAGGUCCGGGAGCUCUUCCUGGAUGAGGGGGUGGACGAGCAGGUCCUCAUGGAACUCAAAACGCUGUGGGAGAACAAGCUAAUGCAGAGUAAGGCAGUGGAGGGCUUCAACACAGAGGAGCAGGCUGCCCUCCAGGCAGCAGCCCAGCAGCAGGCACAACAGGCCCAGCAGGCCACCCAGCAAGCCCAGACACAGCAGGUCCUCCUGCCCCCGCAGCAGCAAGUGACGAGCUGGCAAUCGACCCGGCCUACUGUCACCAGCGCACCCCAGCAGCAAGUCAUUGUGCAGGAUCCUAAAAUUCUGCAGCAUAUGAGUGCAACAGGGAUGAGUGCAGCAACCACAGCAGCAACCUUGGCCUUACCAACAGGAAUCGGUCCCUACCAACAACUCAUCACUAGCCAAGGCGGCAAUUUGCCCCAGACUAUAUAUCUUAAAACAGUGGACGGUCAGAUCCUCCAGGUGCUGCGUGCGGCUAACGGGACCCAGUACAUUAUCCAGCCUCAGCAGCAGAUGGUCCUUCAGCAGCAGGUCCUUCCUCAGAUGCAGCCUGGCGGUGGGCAGGCCCCCGUUAUACAGCAGGUACGCCCCAUCACACAGGUACUGGCUCCUCUCCAGGGAGGACUCCCCCAGGUGCUGGCUCCUCUACAGGGAGGCCUCCCCCAGCAGACAGGAGUCAUCAUCCAGCCUCAACAGGUCAUCCUCACUGGGAACAAGGUCCAGCAGAAUGCACAGGUAAUGCAGAUGACAGGCCAGCCCGGUCAGGUGCAGCAGAUCCAGCAGCAGGUUCAACAGGUCCAGGGCGGAGCUGCACCAGGAGGCCCACAGCAACAGCAGCAGAUCCAGCAGCAGGUCCAACAAGUUCAACAGGUCCAGGGCGGAGCUGCACCAGGAGGCCAACAGCAACAGCAGCAGAUCCAGCAGCAGGUCCAACAAGUACAACAGGUCCAGGGCGGAGCUGCACCAGGAGUCCCACAACAACAGCAGCAGCAGCCUCCUAUGAUGCUGCAGGUGGACGGAGCGGGGGACACGUCCUCAGAGGAAGAAGAUGAGGAGGAAGAGUAUGACGAGGAGGAAGAUGAAGAAAAGGAAAAAGAUGGCGAGGACGGCCAGGUGGAGGAGGAGCCUCUGAAUAGUGAAGAUGAUGUGAGUGACGAGGAGGACCAAGAACUGUUUGAUACAGAGAAUGUGGUGGUGUGCCAGUACGACAAGAUACACAGAAGUAAGAACAAAUGGAAGUUCCACCUGAAGGAUGGGAUCAUGAACCUGAACGGCCGAGACUACGUCUUCUCCAAAGCAAUCGGGGACGCAGAGUGGUAAAACACACAGCACAAAGAAUGCGUCCCAAAUAGCACUCUAGUACCUAUAUAGUGCACUACAUAGGGAAUAGGGUGCCAAUACAUAGGGAAUAGGGUGCCAUUUGGAACACAGAAAGGAACACACAACAACAACAAAAACACCACGAAGGAACUCUGGAACUUUCUGUCAAGUUUGAGAAAGAGACUCAUCAAUAACUAUGACCCAGGGAAUCAUAUUUCAGCCAGAGGACCUGGGAUGGGCUGGUUUGGGAAGGAAAUAAACAUAACACACCACCCAAAACUGUGAUACUGACUGAUGCACAUCUGUAUGAAUGGUAUAUAUGUAUUAACACCCAAUACCCUUCAAGCCUCCCAAGACAAGCCACUGAGGAUUCCAUGCAGCACGGCCGAGGGAUCGAAGGAGAAAUCUUCUUAGUUUCUUUGUUUGACUGAAUUCACCUCCAUUUUGACCUGACUGUUUUCUCCCACUUCUAGUGGACCAGAUAUAACCACUGACUUGAGUUGACCCACCCUAAACACUUUAUGCCAAUAGGUUUGAAUCCAGGUCAAAGGUCAGAUAAAAUAUCCAGUGAUUGGACAGGGAGUCUUUCGAUCCCAGUUGUGUGCCUAGUGAUUGGCUAGGAAACACGUCAAUCAAUCCCAGUUUUUUUCAGUGACUGGGCACCACACAGUGAAGUUGACGCCAGUGUAUUGAGUUGAGAUGGCUGUUUGAAAAAGGUUGACGUUAUUACCUUCAUCUGCUUGUAGAUCUGGGUCCAUGUCACUGAUAUGAUAUUCCUGCCACAUGUUCUGAUGGUCCAUACUAAAAGUGCCCUCCUGUUUAUCUAGUUGAUAGUGAUAGCCACUGUGUUCAGCAGUCCAGUUCCCCUCCUGUUUAUCUAGUUGAUAGUGAUAUCCACUGUGUUCAGCAGUCCAGCUCCCCUCCUGUUUAUCUAGUUGAUAGUGAUGGCCACUGUGUUCAGCAGUCGAGCUCCCCUCCUGUUUAUCUAGUUGAUAGUGAUGGCCACUGUGCUCAGCAGUCCAGCCCCCCUCCUGUUUAUCUAGUUGAUAGUGAUAUCCACUGUGUUCAGCAGUCGAGCUCCCCUCCUGUUUAUCUAGUUGAUAGUGAUAUCCACUGUGUUCAGCAGUCCAGCUCCCCUCCUGUUUAUCUAGUUGAUAGUGAUAGCCACUGUGCUCAGCAGUCGAGCUCCCCUCCUGUUUAUCUAGUUGAUAGUGAUAUCCACUGUGUUCAGCAGUCGAGCUCCCCUCCUGUUUAUCUAGUUGAUAGUGAUAUCCACUGUGCUCAGCAGUCCAGCUCCCCUCCUGUUUAUCUAGUUGAUAGUGAUAGCCACUGUGCUCAGCAGUCCAGCUCCCCUCCUGUUUAUCUAGUUGAUAGUGAUAUCCACUGUGUUCAGCAGUCAAGCUCCCCUCCUGUUUAUCUAGUUGAUAGUGAUAUCCACUGAGCUCAGCAGUCCAGCUCCCCUCCUGUUUAUCUAGUUGAUAGUGAUAGCCACUGUGUUCAGCAGUCCAGCUCCCCUCCUGUUUAUCUAGUUGAUAGUGAUAUCCACUGUGUUCAGCAGUCGAGCUCCCCUCCUGUUUAUCUAGUUGAUAGUGAUAUCCACUGUGUUCAGCAGUCGAGCUCACCUCCUGUUUAUCUAGUUGAUAGUGAUAGCCACUGUGCUCAGCAGUCUAGCUCCCCUCCGGUUUAUCUAGUUGAUAGUGAUAGCCACUGUGCUCAGCAGUCCAGCUCCCCUCCUGUCUCUGUUUUAAUAUUGUUUUAUCAUGAUGAAGAACGAACACUAAAGGCAAAAGGAUGUUUUUAUUUUCUCUUGAGAGUGCCGAGUCUAUAUGUCUCUGAUUUCAAUCUGUCUGCUUCAUGCCCUAAUCCUGAAUCAUCCUAUUGUUGACCUUCACCUUUGUAAAGAAUCUACCAAUGAAUGGACAGAUACAAUUAUUGUAAAAACGUCUUCAAAACGCUUAUCUGAGAGUUUUACUAUUUUGUGGAUCCGGUCUUCUGAUUCAGUACCCGGUCAGUACAGCCAGUGGGAGAUUUGCACUGUCAGUGUCAAUGUAUCGAUCAGUACAGCCAGUGGGAGAUUUGCACUGUCAGUGUAUCGUUCAGUGGAAUUUAUCCACAGACACAACAUGCCCAAUCCUUCUGGCUUAUUAUUUGAGUGUUACUCGUUUGAGGUCUUGUCUGAGUUCACUGAUUGAUCUUGUCAUCAGUUGAAUGUUGUUGGAAUGGUCACCCACAUUCUCUUUCUGACGUUACAGUACAAAUGGAUCAGAUUUUUAUGAUUCAUUACGUUUCUUUUUUUGUAGAUGUUUUUGUUGUAUUUAUUCCUGAAAGCUCAGGCCAUGUUCUAUUUCUGAGAGUAAAAAGAAGACAGGAAGCCGCACCAAACUGUGCUCUUAUGACCGUAACCAUGUGUUGCUUUUCUCCCUAUGUUUUUCUGUUUGCUGGACUAGGCUCCAUCAUGCGCUGUGCUCCACGUCAUGACUGCUGUGUGUAUGUGUAGCUCUGUCUGUCUGUCUGUCGUGCACUUUUAAUCAUGAUGAUGAUUUUAUAAAAGUCCUCUUCACGCCAGGUUCAACUGGGAGGAAACUUGGCGUGUGUUCUCUGCAGUUUUUACAAAUAUUUUAACAGUACCCUUUGCAUAUUGUUUUCAGCUUUUCUUAGUGUCUUUCAUUCUGUUUGGGUUUAGUGUAUUUACACAUGGCUGUGCAGUCUGACACAAUGGCCCAACUCCCGACUAAAAUGAAGUCAUUCUGUUGAUGAACCCAUAACGGAACAUUUCAGAGAAUGUUCUGGGUCUAGAACAGAGUGGCUUCUCGUUCUAGAACAGAGUGGCGUCUAGUUCUAGAACAGAGUAUAUUCUGGGUCUAGAACUCAGUGGCUUCUAGUUCUAGAACAGAGUAGAUUCUAGUUCUAGAACAGACUAGAUUCUAGUUCUAGAACAGAGUAGAUUCUAGUUCUAGAACAGAGUAGGUACUAGUUCUAGAACAGAGUAUGUUCUGGGUCUAGAACUCAGUAGCUUCUAGUUCUAGAACAGAGUAGAUUCUAGUUCUAGAACAGAGUAUGUCCUGGGUCUAGAACAGAGUGGCGCCUAGUUCUAGAACAGAGUGGCGCCUAGUUCUAGAACAGGUUGGUGUCUAGUUCUGGAACUCUUGGCUUAGACAUACAGUAGCAUAUGACAUAAGCCAGAGCCACUUUUCUGCUCAAGUGGUUUUGGAAUAAAUGGCUCCUGCUCAAGUGGUUUUGGCCAUGUAUUCCAAAAUUAUUUUAUUUAAUUCCAUGUGUUCCAAUUCCCUGAUGUUUUAUUUUUUGUUUAACCUUUAUUUAACUAGGCAAGUCAGUUAAGAACAAAGUCUUAUUUUCAAUGACGGCCUUGGAACAGUGGGUUAACUGCCUGUUCAGGGGCAGAACGACAGAUUUGUACCUUGUCAGCUCGGGGACUUGAACUUGCAACCUUUCGGUUACUAGUCCAACGCUCGAACCACUAGGCUACCCUGCCGCCCCGUCAUAUCAUACACGUGCCUUUUGGAUUUUAAUUUGGCUUGCAGCUAUCCAAAUAUAUAACGAUAAAAUAAGCAUUUCAAAAGAGGAUGUCUCUGGAAAGUCUUUUUUCAUGUACCAUGAGUUUCAACUGCUGUUCAAAUAACUGUAUGUGAGGGAAAUGUAUUGUUUGUUUUAUAAAUCAUACUGUUGUUUUUUUUAUAUUUUAAAUCAAAAGAUCUUUGUAAAUGACCCUAACUUGGAAGGCUGUGCUUUGAAUACAACUAAUUAGAGAAAGUAGUAUUUUAUUGAACAGAUCCAUUGAGUUUUUUGCCUUUGCUAAAAAAUGUAUUAAAGUAAUAUGAGAACUG
This is a messenger RNA of Oncorhynchus mykiss (rainbow trout), 5460 nucleotides long. Its product is annotated as transcription initiation factor IIA subunit 1. The record is from RefSeq and is a predicted model, not a curated record. Lineage: Eukaryota; Metazoa; Chordata; Actinopteri; Salmoniformes; Salmonidae. Gene Ontology annotation, cellular component: transcription factor TFIIA complex. Gene Ontology annotation, biological process: transcription initiation at RNA polymerase II promoter; transcription by RNA polymerase II.